This is a messenger RNA of Carassius auratus (goldfish), 2408 nucleotides long. RefSeq names its product CREB-binding protein-like. Gene Ontology annotation, cellular component: histone acetyltransferase complex; transcription regulator complex. The coding region runs from base 384 to 2408 and encodes 674 amino acids. NCBI's taxonomy places the organism in Eukaryota, Metazoa, Chordata, Actinopteri, Cypriniformes, Cyprinidae. Gene Ontology annotation, molecular function: protein binding; chromatin DNA binding; transcription coactivator activity. The record is from RefSeq and is a predicted model, not a curated record. The transcript has 13 exons. Gene Ontology annotation, biological process: positive regulation of transcription by RNA polymerase II.
GAUUCCAGUUAUUCCUAAUAGAAAUAAAUAUUGUAGUGUAUUUAUUUUGUUUUAAGACAGCCCAGAUGACUAAAAAAUAAAUUGAUAGACAUCACCAUACUUCCCCAGUUGAUUUAUUACAUUGCACAUUUUUUUUUGUAUUACAAGUUUUAUUAAAUGUUAAGUUUAAAUAUGCAAAUGAUGCAUUAUCUAAUAUUCAUGCACUAAUUUUCCAUACACCUAUAGAACAAAAAUCUGAACAUUGCAUAAAGACAGGUUCAGCAUUUUUUCAUUUAGUUGACAAAUUAGACAAAGCAUAGGGCAUUUGAAUAUCUCUUUUUGUCAACAGCCAGAAAAGCAAAAACAUUUUCACCAUUGUUUUAGGAAUUAUAUGUAAAUCAGCGAUGCUGAGCUCUCCUAACACUGGCAUGCAGGCUCCGCUGGGCCCCGUGGGCACGAGUCAACCUGCUGCACCCGCCAUGAGCAGCGGCACACACAUAGACCCCAGCUCUAUGCAGAGGGCAUACGCAGCACUGGGCCUCCCGUAUGGGAACCAGCCGGCUCCACAGACACAGGUCCCAGGACAGCAGCCCACACAGAACCAACAGAUGCGCUCCAUGUCUGCAUUAGGCACUAACCAGAUGAACAUCGGCGGUAACGGUAUGACCGAUCAGACGAGCCUUCACACUGAUUCCUCUCUCCCCUCAUCCCUCAGCAAUCAGAUGAUGUCAGACGGGUCGAACAUGGGCAUGACGGGGAACCUGCCCACAGCUGCGCCGCUGUCAAUGCCUGGCAUGAAGAAGCCCUGGCACGAGCACGUCACUCAGGACUUGAGGAACCACCUAGUGCACAAGCUAGUUCAAGCCAUAUUCCCGACCCCAGACCCUGCAGCACUGAAGGACAGACGCAUGGAGAACUUGGUGGCUUAUGCACGCAAGGUGGAAGGGGACAUGUAUGAGUCUGCCAACAGCAGGGAUGAGUAUUACCACUUUCUGGCUGAGAAGAUCUAUAAGAUCCAGAAGGAGCUGGAGGAGAAGAGAAAGUCCAGGCUGUCGAAGCCCCAAAUGGGUGCCCAGGGUCCUCAGCAGCCUGGUCUUCCCCAGCCCAACGCUAUGGGACCUGGACAAGGCAUCCGGCCUCCAAAUGGACCUGUUCCUAUGUCCAAUGUGCCAAAUCAGUUGAUGGCCCGGAUGCAGGUCCCUCAAGGAAUGGGACAGUUCAACCCCGUGACCAUGCAGAACGUGCAGAUGUCCCAGUCACCGGUGGGAGCUCCUCGGGCUGCGUCCCCUAUGACCCACCCUCCUCAGAUGGGCAUGGGUGCUGUUCCACAGAGGGGUAUGUCUCCCUCUCGGAUGCAGCAGACACCAGCCAUGAUGGGAGGCCAUCCUAACAACAUGGUGGGCCAGCCGCCCAACCAGAACCAGUUCAUGAACCAGACGCCAUUCCCAACCUCAGCCGGAGGCAUGAAUGUGAAUGUAAACCCGGCCCAGCAAUCAGGACAGACUGUCCCACAGCAGCAGCCGAACGCUAACCUGACCCUGAAUUCUGUGGGCCCUCUGGGCUCCCAAUCCGCCCUGUGCUCCACCCCUCCUCCGCCCUCCGCCUCCACCCCAGCAGCUGCCGCUAGCCUACAGCCACUCCAGACCCAGCCUUCCACGCCGGCCUCGGCCGGGGGCCACGUCACGCCCACCCACAUCCCCAGUGGCUUGCCUCGCCCUCCCUCAGUCCUGGGCUCCUCUCCUGCCCCCUCCCAGCCGCUCACGCCCCUGCAGUCCCAGCCCGAGCCCUCCCUGCAGAUGCAGCAGCCCACCUCUGUGCAAGCACAGCAGCCCAGCACUCCGCUCUCUCAGAUGUCCGCUAGCGUUGAUAAUAGAGUCCCCACACCUGCAUCUGUGAAAGAGGCCCACUCCCAGCAUACUUUGCCACCUGACUACCCUGCUGCCGAACUCAAAACCGAGCAUCAAGAAGACGAGCAGGACUAUGAGUCUGGGAAAAAGCAGCCUGAUCUCAAGAUGGAGGAUGAAGAUGUCAAACCUCCUGAAGUUAAAGAGCAGCCAGAGUCUGUAGAAACUAAGCAGGAACAGAUGGAGACGGAGGAGAAGAAACCAGAGAUAAAGACCGAGCCAAAAGAGGAGGAAUUGUCCAGCACCAACAGCACUACACCAUCCAGUCAAUCUGCCCAGUCUCGCAGGAAAAUUUUUAAGCCAGAGGAGCUCAGGCAGGCGCUGAUGCCUACAUUAGAAGCUCUGUAUCGUCAAGACCCAGAGUCCUUGCCCUUCCGCCAGCCGGUGGAUCCCACUCUACUGGGCAUCCCGGUAAACCCCAUACACCUAUUUACUGGGCUGAUAUUUUAUGGGUAUCUCUUCAAAUGUUCUAAAUAUAUUAGAAAACAAACUUUAAAAAAAAUUGCUGUUGAUUUGGCCUACUAA